AUGUGGAAUAAGGGAGUUGCUCGGCUCACGCAGAUUCCCGUGCUAAGUCGGGAGUUACAGCUAUUGCUGAGGAGCACUCAGCCUGGCUGUGGGGAGGGCGCCCAGGGAGGCGCAGACCGAGGCUCAAGCUCCAGGCUCUUCUCUCGUCUGACUCACCUCAGCAUCACGAUGGAGCCCAACAGCCCUAAAAAAAUACAGUUUGCUGUGCCACUGUUUCAGAGUCAAAUAGAUCCCGAGGCAGCUGAGCAGAUCAGGAAAAGAAGGCCUACACCAGCAUCACUCGUCAUCAUGAAUGAACACGUGCCCCCGGAAAAAGGUGAGAAGAGAACAAACAUCUCACAGGCAGAGUCCCAGAGCGCCUCUCCCAAGCAAAGGAAGCAGAGCGUCUUCACCCCGCCGGCCCUCAAAGGGAUUAAGCAUCUGAAGAGUCAGAGUGAUUCAGCGUUUCCAGAGGAAGAAGAGGGAGUUAGCGAAAGGGAAGAGGAGUGGGGCCAUUAA
This is a messenger RNA of Gymnogyps californianus (California condor), 498 nucleotides long. RefSeq names its product protein phosphatase 1 regulatory inhibitor subunit 1C (gene PPP1R1C). Gene Ontology annotation, biological process: intracellular signal transduction. Gene Ontology annotation, cellular component: cytoplasm. Gene Ontology annotation, molecular function: protein phosphatase inhibitor activity. The record is from RefSeq and is a predicted model, not a curated record. NCBI's taxonomy places the organism in Eukaryota, Metazoa, Chordata, Aves, Accipitriformes, Cathartidae.